Epithele typhae is the source of this 2283-nucleotide messenger RNA. Its product is annotated as OPT oligopeptide transporter. Gene Ontology annotation, biological process: transmembrane transport. Lineage: Eukaryota; Fungi; Basidiomycota; Agaricomycetes; Polyporales; Epitheliaceae. The record is from RefSeq and is a predicted model, not a curated record. The transcript has 13 exons. The coding region runs from base 1 to 2283 and encodes 760 amino acids. Gene Ontology annotation, molecular function: oligopeptide transmembrane transporter activity.
AUGCCGCUGUUCAACCGCAACGCCGGCACCGCGGCGGCGGAGGCUGAAAAGCCUUCCCGCCCCGAGUCCCUCAGCUCCGGAGAGAAGGACCCCGACUUCUUGGCGAAGAAGGUGGCCGACGUCGAGUCCCUCACGGAGGUAGAAGAUGUGGCUUCCGUGGUCAUCGAGCACGACGAAGACGUCGCCGUCGAGGUCAUCUCGACCCAAGAUGAUCCGGACUUGCCCGUUUACACGUUCCGCCUCGUGUUCCUGGGCAUCGGCUUGUCCGCCUUCACGUCUGUGUUGGGCACCAUCUACACGUUCAAACCGCAGAAUGCGUCCGUGUCGCAGCUGUUCUGCCUCAUCAUCGCGUAUGUCCUCGGAACGGCAAUGCACUCGGUUAUGCCCUCCCACGGCUUUUGGCGGCACCUCAACCCUGGUCCUUUCAACAUCAAGGAGCACACUGCGAUCGUCAUUAUGUCCUCGACUGCCUCGUCGGUGGCUGUGGCCAUGGAGAUCAUUGCGGCUCUCGAUCUCUUCUAUGACGUCAAGCUGAAUGCUGCUGUCGCCAUCUUCCAGAUCUUUGCUACCCAGAUGAUUGGGUAUGGUGUUGCUGGCAUCCUCCGCAACCUGCUGGUAUACCCGACCUAUGCAUUCUACCCCACGUACAUCUCCGUGGUCAACCUCCUUCAAAGUUUGCACUUUGGCGGUGUACUGAACCACAAGAAGCGUCGCUACUUCUGGAUUGUGUUCGCGGCUAUCUUCUUCUGGGAGUGGAUUCCGCAGUACCCUUUCCCCUGGCUCACGGCCAUCUCCGUCGUGUGUCUUAUCGACAAUGGUCGGCACGAUCUUGUCAGGAACCUCUUUGGCGCAGGAUCUUCCAACGAGGGUAUCGGUCUUCUCAGUUUCGGCACGAGCUGGACCCUCAUUACUCAGGGAAACCCGCUCGUCUGGCCCCUCAAGACACAGAUGAACUCGUACCUCGGCAUGGCUAUCGGAUACCUUGUGCUCGUCCUCGCGUACGAGAAGAACGUCUUCAAUGGGCGUGACCUUCCCUUCAUGUCAACCUCCCUCUUCGGCACCGAUGGCGACACUUACAAUCAAACGGCUAUCCUCACCAGCGACAACAGGCUCGACCCCUCCAAGCUCGCCGAAGUCGGUCUGCCGCGGUACUCGACCACGUACGCCAUCUCGCAGAUGUGCUAUAACUUCAGCGUUGGCGCCGCGAUCACCCACGUCCUCCUCUGGAGCUGGCCCGAGCUCAAGCGUGCUUUCGGGAACAUGAACUUCAUGAAGGGCGACCAGGAUAUUGACGACCCGCACUACCAGCAGAUGAAGAAGUAUCCCGAGGUUCCCCAGUGGUGGUAUCUCACUCUCUUCCUUGCUUCCCUAGCUGUUGGCAUUGGUUGCAGUUACAACGGUGGUGACUGGCUCAUGCCUGCUUGGAGUAUUAUCGUCUUCACCAUCAUCAGCGCCCUCCUCGCCGUCUGCUUGGGUUUCAUCUACGCUACGACUGGCUUCCAGAUCGCCAUCAAGUAUGUCAUCUACCUGCUGGCGGCUUUCGUGCACCCCGGAGAGCCUAUUGCCGUCAUGUACGCGAAUCUGUACGGCAACAGCUCCGCCUUCCAGACAAUGAAUAUGCUCCAGGACCUCAAGCUCGGCCAGUACACCAAGCUUCCCCCGCGCGCAACCUUCUGGACGCAGAUGGCGGGCUCCAUCAUCGGCUCCGUCUUCAACUACACGAUGAUGUCCACCAUCGUCGCCAACAACCGCGCCGCGCUCAUCGACCCGAUCGGGACCCGGGUGUGGUCCGGGUGGAUCAUCCAGUCCUACAACUCGAACUCGGUCGCGCUCGGCGCGCUCGGCGAGCAGCUCUUCACCGUCGGCAAGGCGUACGACCUCAUCGGCUUCGCGGUGCUCAUCGGCUUCCUCUUCCCGAUCCCCUUCUGGCUCGUCGCCCGCUACGCGCCCAAGGGCUCGCGCGUCGCCGCCGCCGCCGCGUUCGUCCACACGCCGAUCGUCGCGCUCUACGUCGGCUACCUGCCGUACUCCGUCAACGGGCAGUGGUGGAGCUGCCUCGUGAUCGGCGUCGCGAGCCAGUGGUGGGCGCGCACGCGCCGGCCGAAGUGGUUCAAGAAGUACAACUACCUGACGUCCGCCGCGCUCGACGGCGGGAGCCAGGUCAUCCUCUUCAUCCUCUCGUUCGCCGUGUUCGGCGCGAGCGGGAACGCGGUCGAGUUCCCGUUCUGGUGGGGCAACCCCGACCCUUCCGUGAUCUCGGUCGAUCACUGCAAGUCGACGUAG